GGAAUAUUGAAAACAAACAAAAACAAAAAGGAUAUUAAAGAGCCAGCUAGUGCGCAUGCGCGUCUCCACAGUGUAGCUGUAAAUGAUGAGCUAGCUAGUGAGCCUCUGAUUGGAAAUAUUUUGAUUUAUAGUGAUGUUUUCGUGCCUAAUUUUCUCUGUUAAUAUACGCAGUAAUAUAAAUCACAUUUAUGUGAGAGUGAGUUUAAUGGCUAAUUAGUUGUUCAAGAGACAGUUGUAGGCUGCAAAACCCUUAAAAAAAAACAGGACUUCUAGAAAAAGAAGUCACAAAUUAAAGCAAAUAGCAAUUUGUAGAACAAGUCCAGGACUCUCUCAGAGAAGAGGGAUUGCUAAUCUCAAGAGAUGUCCUGGUUAAAUAAAGGUUAAAAAAAUAAAAAAUGACUGUAUUCAAGUCCUGAACCAGCUAUUCUGUGGAACUUUCUGGAAGCCUGUCUAUUUUCUAUCGAAAGUGACUGAGUAAGUAAGCAAGCUACAUUUAUAUAACAAUAUCUUUACAAAAAUCAAGAAACUGAUAUUUCAGGGGGCUCCGUGUUAAGCAUGUUUGCCUCACACCUCCGGGGAUGGGGGUUCGAUUCCCUCCUCUGCCCUGUGUGUGUGCGGAGUUUGCAUUUUCUCCCCAAGAUGUGGGAGUUUCCUCCGGGUACUCCGGUUUCCUCCCCUAGUCUAAAGACAUGUGAUGUAGGCUGAUCAGCAUCUCUGAAUUGUCCGUUGUGUGUGUGUGUGUGUGUGUGUGUGUGUGAGAUUGUGCCCUGGGAUGGGUUGACACCCCAUCCAGGGUGUCCCCUGCCUUGUGUCCACUGAGUCCCCUGGGAUAGGCUCCAGGCUCCCUGCGACCCUGUGUAGGAUAAGUAUUAUAGAAGAUGGAUGGAUGGAUGGAUGGAUGGAAACUGUUAUUCAGACUACAGUUGACAACAAUAGCCAUCAGUUUUGGGGUUUAUUAAAUUCCAGAAAUAUUAGAAGAUCAAAUGGAGGUCAAAUCUAUGGGUGUGGAGGUGAAAUGUAUGGGAGUGACCUGAAUCUACUCCUUUGUUAGAGAGUUAAUCCUUUUACAGGCAAUCACUAGUUUAUUACACUGGAUCUUAAUUUUAAUCUGAAAUGUAUUUUGUGCGUCAUGCUUCCAGGCAGAUAUUUUUCAGUACAUAAUCAGUCCUACACCAGUCUAUGACCAUCCUGUGACUAAAGAGCUGGCUUCAUGCUGUAGACGUUAGUCAUGUAGUUCUGUAAAACUUCACCCUGGCUUGGCUCAUGUGGAGUAGGUGUGGCAUGGCAAAAAUACACUUUUCUCCUUAACAGCUUUUUCUCCCAGAUCUUAACCCCAGUUACACCAUGGCUUUUAACUGUGCACACAACCAGUUGUUCAUUCGGCAGAAUGUUUUAUCCAAAAUGACAAAGAAUCCAAUCUAAGCAUAGGGCUGAGCGUUUGAGGGUUAAGGGACUUGCUUGAGAACCCCAACAGUGGCUUUUUGGCAGUCUGGAGAUUUGGCUAAAGAUGAAUUGCACACAAUUUACCCCAGAUUUAUUCCGUGGACAUGUUUGCACUGGAACUCUGAGGCUCUGGAACUGGAUCUUUUGUGCUCCCAAAAUAUUAACCACUGUUAGGCUUCGCCAGUGUCUCCAUGGCCCAAUGAUGCGCCGUCACUGGCUGCUGGUCGGCGCUUGCGGAUGGGUGCUGCUUAUCCUCAUGUUCGUCAGCAAAUUCAUCAACUUCAGCUUCAGAAUGCCGGACGACUACGGGGGAAGGCCUGUACUGUUCAACUGGACCUCUCCAUCCAUAAAGACUGUAAAACCUCUACAUCAGCUUUCACAGAGCGCAGCCUCACAGCCCUCUGCAGCGUCUUCAGGUGGCCCAACUCAGGUGGAGCUCUCAGACUGGGAGUCGGUCACGGUGCAGCGUUUGCAGCUUUUGUCCAGCGUUUGCAGGAACUCCUCUCUCCGGAACCUCACACACACUCCUCUGCGCAAGUUCGUCCUCGACCGCAUCUUUGUGUGCGACAAACACAGGAUUCUUUUCUGCCAGACGCCCAAGGUGGGCAACACACAGUGGAAGAAGGUCCUCAUUGUCCUCAAUGGAAAGUUCUCCAAGGUUGAAGACAUACCUGAGAAUGUGGUCCAUGACCACGAGAGAAACGGUUUACCUCGCCUGUCCUCUAUGAGUGACGCAGAGAUCACGGAAAGAUUAAACACAUACUUUAAGUUCUUCAUUGUCCGAGACCCGUUCGAGCGCCUCAUAUCAGCCUUCAAGGACAAGUUUGUGGAGAACCCACGCUUCGAGCCAUGGUACAAGCACAGCAUCGCCCCCGCCAUCAUCCGCAAGUACCGCAAAAGUCACCGUGACACCCCUGGAAGCGCCGGUCUGCACUUCGAGGACUUUGUGCGCUACUUGGGUGACGAGCAGGGCCGAAAACAUCUCGACCGCCAGUUUGGAGAGCACGUCAUCCACUGGUUAACAUACGCUGAACUCUGUGCUCCCUGUGACAUUUCCUAUGAUGUAAUCGGCCAUCACGAGACUCUUGAGCAAGAUGCGCCAUAUAUCCUUAAAGCUGCUGGAAUUGAGGACUUGGUAUCGUAUCCCAGCAUCCCUAAAGGCAUAACACGCUACAACCGGACCAAGGUUGAGCGCUACUUCUCUGGGAUCAGCAAGAGGGACAUACGACGCCUUUACACUUGCUACCAGGGGGAUUUUAGCCUUUUUGGGUACCACAGACCUGACUUCCUGCUCGACUGAUAUUUGGAUUUAUUAGAGAGUUUUUUAAUCAGAGGAAACGGUUCUUAUGUCACUCUGGUCUUCCUGUAACUUCCAGUCAAACUGAAAUGAGGCACGUUGAACCCGUACGGUUAUUUGCGUCGUUUACAGAACUGAAUUUGAGGGAGGUUUUUUUGGCCUCAUUAUAGGGCAAGAGAGUUGUUCUGAGAUCAUCUAAAAAGAGUUGUGUCCAAGAAAAAAAAGUGUCACUUUAAAGUAAAUAACAGAUUAUGAACUAAAGACUACCUUUAUGAGAAGUAGUUUUUCUUUAUUAAUACACUCGUAUUGAAAUGUCAUCCAAAUUUCUGCCUCUCAGACUCUCCCUACAGAAAUGGUUGAUUACUAAUAGAAUAAUAAUACUGAGAAUUCCCACCAUAGCUUUCUAAUAAACAUUAAAAUAUCUCAGACUGAAUGUGAAUCUUUAUUCCGGGAAUAGAGAAAUAGAAACAGUUCAGUGAUAGUAAUAUUUAGGCAGGACCAGUUAAUUACGUUAUCUUUCUAUACGAUCAAAUUCUGCCCAUUUCGUCUACGUUCACAUUACAAGCUUCUUUGAUGAAUUCUAGUCGAUAGGUCUCAUCCAUCAAUUUACAAAAUAUCACGUAAAUCACCAAUUUCCCCAUCCUUCCACUGAAUACAGUAUAAUCACUGCUGUUGCUGUCCUCCGUUGUUGUUUUGCCGAUCUGACCAUGUUCUCAUUCGUGUCACAUGGCCACAUGUAUCUGAUCUAAGACCGUAUAUGAAAGUGGCUCAGGUCUGAUUUGAAAAGAUUAGAUUUUUGUCUACACAGUACACAGAAGUUUGUCACACUUCAGCCUGGUAAUGUGAACGUAGCCUUUAUGAGGCCCAAAUACAUUUAAACUGUCUAGUUAUUUCACUUUCAAAACAACUUUAGUCAGAAUCCACUCAACAUGCUGAAAAUGAAUCAUUUCAAUUAAAGAUAAUGAAUCAUUUCAAUUAAAGAUUAUUAAUCAGUUCCUUCACAUCCCAGUGCAUGUUUGUUCUUCUGUGUCCAUGUAUGUGACGAGCACAAGAUCCUUUUCAGCCCUAAUUUGACAAAUAAUCAGGGAAAGAACGUCCUUGUUGUAUUCCAUGGAGAAAAACCUCAUGAAUGACACACUGUGUGUCUUUGUCUUUAGGGAAAACCAUAAUGCCGGGUGCUGUGUAGUGUCUAUUGUCCAUCUCUGGGAUGUGCACGCUUUCAGCACACCAGAGAUUGUUGUGUAAUUGGAGCCCAAUGGCAUUCUCUUACUAUACAGUCUUAAGCUUUGGCUUAAACUCUGGGUAUGAAAUAUGCCCAGGUUGUAAAUAUCUUGAUAUUAAGAAUCUAGCUGUCAAAAAAAAUCAACAGUGAUUUUGUUGACGAAAUAAUUAAUGAUUUAAAUGUUAAUUAAAAACACUUCUAUUGAUGAAUGUUUAUUAUUUUCAUACCUAAAAAUAGGUCUUAUAAUUUAGCAUGAUCGUUGAUAACUGGGACCUAUCAUUUAACCUCACUUAUGAAUUUUACCAAAUAAUCAUCGCAAACGUAUUAGUUUAUACUACAGAUGUUCAUUAUUUGGCUUUAACAUUGCUUAUGCUUACAUUUUGUGGUUUGUUAACAUUUAACUAAAUGAUAUUAGAUGAGGGAAUCUUGAUUUAAGCAUUUCAUGAAACUUAUAGAACACACAGAAUGAAUUGGGACUUGACCUGGUACUUCAGUAAUCACUGUGUUGUCUAUAAACUAGUCCACCAACAACAAAAAAAAAAUAGUCAAAGCAGCUGUUGCUUUUCAUAGGUUGUAGUGCCGAGUCCCAGAAUAGACACUUGACCUAUUUAGAUGUUCAGUAUUUUGUAGUUUAUAGAGCUCUUUAGACCAAAAUGCACUGCAAUCACUAUUUUCAGUCUUGCUUCCUACUGUGUGCUGAAAUGACCUACUAUACUCCAAGUAUUUUUAGGUACAAAAUGAUUGGAGCUUAAUUUUGUACUCCUUUGACAAAUUUAGUGUACAAGUUAAAACGUACACGCACCUUCUCAUGGGCUCUGAGAAAUCCUUCACUUAAUACGAUGUGAUGGUCACAAUGAGGCCAUGGAGAAUUAACUGGGACUUGAUCUUCUUUCUCAAUAAGUAACCGCAUCACCCACUAGAGGGAAGUGCAGCGACAGAGAAGUUUAUUAUACACACAUCAUUCAAGGAACAACGUGUUCUCAUCACAUCCCCUAGAUUACAAACAAUCUACAGUACAUUGUGAUGGUCAUGGCCAGGAUAUGACUCACUUUUUCUUGACUCGCCUUUUAAGAAGCUUAACAUAAGAAACAUCUUUCUUUCAUAGCAGAUAAAGAAAGUUCAGUGUUCUGUUUAACACACAACAACAAUACAAGGCUGCUGAUUUUAUCCAGACUAGAGUUUACAACCUCAUGGCCAAAGUGUGAAAUGUAAAGGUCAUGUUACAGGAAGUGAGGAACUCACUCAAACAAGCCACAGUUGGAAAGGAUUAUAGCUAAUCCUACAGUCAGGUAUCAUCUUUAACCAUUAAAACGUGUGUUUGAGUUCAUAAUUAAUUAUAUAUAAAAUGUACAGGAAACUUUUGAGACUUCCGCUCGUUCCACUUUAAUGCAUUAUACACCAACACAGCUGAGUACCUUGUGUUCCUGAGAGACACAACAGCUUAAGAUUCUCAUCUGUGGCUUGAAGGUCAUUUAAAAGGCUGUCAUUUCUGAAGGGAACGUGAGUGUGGGCAAAAACGCGGUUGUCAUGGCAACGCACUCCCUUUGCCGUCCUCUUUGUGCCGUGUUGCAUGCUCUCUUUUUCUGAAUCGCGUGACCACUGCGCUUCAUUUAUAACCACUGUUAAGAGCCUUCCCCCCCCAUACAGUCAAAGCAUAGUUAAUUCACAUGGAGCUGAAGGAAACCGAACGCCCCUGUGUGAACGACAAUGUGCUCACAGACCUGUGUGGUCUAGAGCAUGUGACACAGAGGUGAAAAAUGAAAAGAACAGAUUUCGAAUGGGUUUGGGGGAAGGAAGGUUAAGGAGAAGCAAAGCAAAUAAACACAACUUUGUCAAUUCGGAAUCGUCUGUCACGAGUGGCCACUCGCAGCACAAGCGGAGGAUGAUGAGUGAUUUUUUUUACGAUCUUAAGACACCUGCCCUUUGAAGCAAACACUUUAUAGCUGGAUUAGCUACAUGACUUGAAUCAAGUAAUGCUCAGCUUCAGAAUUAUUGGCACCCUUAGUUAGGAUGGGUUAAGAUUAUGAAAAAUAUCUUUUUGGUUAAUUAGCACAAUCUCACACUCAGAGAAAUCUAAGAUUUAAUGUGCAUAAAACCUUAUUGAAACAUCAAUUCUAUUCAAUUUUAUUUAUAUAGCACUUUUAACAGUAGACGAUGUUUACAGAAAUCCAGACAGGGCCAUUUCUGAAUAUUUUAGGGCCCAAAGUGACAACUUACUCAGGGGCCCCCACAUGCAGUAUCAUAUUAUUUUUAUAUGCAAGGAUGAAUAGAAUUAAUAAUUCAUUAUCUUGGAUGAGGGGGAAAUAGUUCAAUAAACAGUAAAAAAGAAACAACUGAAAAAGAACUGUAGACACGAAAUUAAAUCUCUAAACAAGUAAAUUAUAUUUAAUAAAUAAAUAAAUUUAAAGAAACAAUAAUCAAGUAAAUAAAAUAAAUUACGGUGCAUUUGAACACUAAAAUUUUUGCUUUCUUGAUUUUUUUUAACCAAUAUCAUUUGGCUAUGUCAAGUGACAUAUUUUUUUCCUAUAAGACUUCUUUUACAAGUAUACACAUAAAGAGGUCAUAUCAUUUGGCAAUAUCAUGAAACAUUUUAUUGCACAUGCCCAUUUCUCCUCUUUUUUUUUUUUCUCUUUGUUUCUUUUUUUUUUCCCACCCCAUAUAGAUAUGAAUGACUCAUGCUCACCCGGUCUUCAUGAAAAUCUGAUGUUAGUUACCUAAUUUAGCUAUAUAAAUUGCAGUUUCUAUUGUUUUCACAUCACAAGGGGGCCCCAUGCAACUGAAUGAUAUAUAAACCUUUUCACCAAAUGUUAGCAAAGUGCUUUUUUGCAUUUCUGUGAAAAAUCAUGUUGCCCCCUGGUGGUCUGGGGGACCUAAGCGACUGCUUAUAGCAAGAAACGGCCCUGAAUCCGGAUGUACAUUUUGAUUUCUAAUGAGCAAGUCAGAGGCGACAGAGGCAAAGAAAAACUCCCUGAGACUCACAAUUGAACCUAACCUCUUCUAGGUGACACUGCGAUUAUAAAUCAUUUACUCUUCCUGAGUUAUAUAGUGUAAAGUCAAAAAGUGUUCAGCAUGAGCUUAUUAUAAAUAAGAGUCCUGGGAUAAGCACAAGACAGUCUUUUAGAGUACAGCAGCAGCUCUUAGAUACAAAUCUACCCUAUCCAGGUAAGAUUAUUCACUGAAGAAUGUGUGAGUCUUUGGGCAUAAACUGUUUUUGGGAAGUAUGAUCUUCUUUGUAUGCAUGUGGGCCCAUCCAUAGCACGUAUAUUCUUUCUCCUGUUCACACGUAACAUCUUCAUUUGCCAGGUUUCCCCUGUUGAACAAGAAAUUGCCACAAUUUGUUGUGUCUUCUGGCCAAAUAUUCUCACGGGGUCUACAAUCAUUUUAGCCUAAACUCUCAGGCCUCCGAGGGCUUGUCUAACAAACUUCACUUGAGCUAACAAAGUAGUUCAGGAGCAUUUUAGAUUGAACUGCGUUUCCCCAAGGGGAAAUAAUAAGGGGAAGAUGAGCAAGGUGUUAAUAAUGGUACUGGAAAGUAGUUUUGGAGUGCAGUGCAGGAAUUGGGGUGAGGAGAAACAUCUUUCUCUGGGGUCCUUUAGAUCUGAAAAGAUAUAAAGCAACAGGUGGUGUUUUUUUAGGGAAAAUAAUCUUAAAAAUGUAUGUUGUUUGCACUUACCAGCCUUCAAAGCACAAAAAUAGGUUCUGAAGCUAAGAAGUAAAUAGACAGUCUGUUCGUGUUUAAACUGUGCCAGCUUAGAUGGUUUGUCAGCUGUGAAAAUGGCCUUAGGCUAAUGUUCAGGACUGCAUUCUACUGUUUCUGGAUCUCUCUGUCUCUCUGUUUUUAUUGCCUUCCAGUUUCUUGAUUACGACCUCUUUAUAUGGAUGCUUGUAAAAGAAGUCUUGUUGGAAAGAAGAAAAAAAAAACUGAAUACUUCUCUUGAACACACUGAUGUGAUCUCUGAACUUUUGAUUUGGUUAAGCACUGCGGUAACAUGCCAAACAUCAUUUUGAUCUCUGAACCUUCAACGUUUGAUUUCGUUAAGGACCACUCUGACAAUCCAAACAUUAUUUUCAAAGAAAUAUAUGAAUGUUCUCUGAGAGGGCAAAUUAUAUAAUCUAACCUUUGGGCCGUUCCUGUGUUCUGUCUUUCUCUGAAGUGCUGGAACGGAAAUGGAUCAUCCCAGCCAGUGCCUAAACUUGCUCAUACAUGUGAUAGCAGCAUGAUGCAGAGAAACAAGAAGAAGGAUUGAUAAAAGGUUUCAUAAAUUGGUGAGUCAUCGUGCUGCGCUGUAGAGCCUGCACACGUGCCGUGUGAAAUGAGCACACGGUAGAGACUAAAUGAAUUUAAACAGGUCGAGCCUGCCAUUGUGUUCUGUGUGCCAGUAAAUAGUGUUUAUCAUUAUUAGGUGUAUUUUAUAUGAUAAUAGCUUAGAGUGUGAAUGGAGCCAUGCGGAUUACACCAAAGUCCAUUUACCCUAAGCUUCGGACUUCUUCCUAGGAAAGUUUUAGAGGCAGUUGUUUUUGCACACAGCCCACAGCCGGCUUAGUGCACUGGUUUGAUUAUCAACAUUAUGAUUAUGCAAUAACUAGUCCACCAACAAAGACAACCAAAGUUGUUACUUUUUAUAGACUGUUGUACUGUGUCCCAGAAUAAGCUUUUGACCUAUUUAGGUGUUCAUUUUACGUUCGGUUUUGUAGCAUAUAGAGCUCUGUCCUCUGUAUAAUGGCAGAAAUGACAGAAAAUAAUAAAAAUAAUAAAGAAUUGAGAAAAGAAAUGAUGUAAAACAAAUAAAAUUACCUGAAAAUUGACUGUAGUAAAUAUACGCUGAAAUAAAUGCACACAAAUACGUUAUUUCUUUUCUUACACAAUCAUAUACUUAUUUAUUCCCUUAUUUAUUUGUCAGAUAUGUCAUAGUGUUUCCUUAUUCCCUUUGGUUGUUCCAUAUCAGACUCCAGUGUACACCGGCUGCUCUGAAUGCACUGCUACACUAAUGGCUACACAGGCAACAGAUGGUCAGACAUCUGACACUCCUAAGUGUUUGUUCCAGUUUGUUGACUAGCUAUAAACUGGCAAAAGAAUAAAUACAGUGGAUACAAAAGUCUACACACCCCUCUUAAAAUUGCCAGAUCUUUGCCCACCUUUAAUGUGAAAUUGCAAAGUAUACAAAUAAAGUGAAAAACAACCAGAAACAUUUAUAGGGGAAAAAAGAAAAAUAAAAACCUCACAAUAACCUAGUUACAUAAGUGUGCACACCCUUAAAAUAAUACUUUGUUAAAACAGCCAUUUAUUUUAUUACACCACUCAGUCUUUUUCGGUAAGAGUCCAUCAGCAUGGCAAAUCUUGACUUGGCAAUAUUUUCCCAUUCUUUCUUGCAAAAACAUUCUAGAUCCAUCAAAUUGUAAAAGCAUGUCCUGUGCACAACCCGCUUCAGGUCACCCCACAGAUUUUUAGUAGGAUUCAGGUCUCGGCUGGCCAGGUCACUCAAAAACAUUGAUCUUCUUUUGGUUAAGCCAUUCCUUUAUUAAUUUGGAUGAUUGCUUUGGGUCACUGUCAUGCUGAAAGGUGAAAUUCCUUUUUAUCUCCAGGUUAGUAGCAGACACCUGAAGGUUUUGCACUAAAAUCGACUGGUAUUUGUCGCUAUUCAUGAUUCCCUCCACCUUGAUAAAAGGCCCAGUUCUGGCUGAAGAAAAACAGCCCUAAAGCAUGAUGCUGCCACCACCAUGCUUCACUGUGGGUAUGGUGUUCUUUUGGUGACAAAAAGAACCAAACAUACCUUUUGGAAUUAUGGAAUUUUUAUACCUUUUGGAAUUAGUCUCAUUAGACCAUAACACAUUUUGCCACAUGGUUUGGGGUGAUCUAGUUGGGCUUGGAUGUUUUUUGUGAGAAAGGGCUUCUGUCUAGCCACCCUGCCCCAUAGCCCAGACAUGUGAAGAAUAUGAGAGAUUGUUGUCACAUGCAGAGAGAAAUCAGUACUUGUCAGAUAUUCCUGCAGCUCCUUUAAUGUUACUGUAGGUCUCUCGGUAGCCUCCCUGAUAAGUUUUUGUCUUGUCUGAUACCUUUCAACAAGUGAGAUACCAUAUAUGCUUUGUAAGCUCUUUGUGGACCAUGGCUUCAGCAGUGGGAUGAAGCCAAGGAGAUGUCAAGAAAAUCCUACAGAAACAGCUGGUCUUUAUUUGGGGUUAAUAAUAGUAAUUUCAUUGAUGACAGCUGUAUGAUAAUUACUUUUGAACAUGAGAUUGAAUGUGAUUGGUUCAUUCUAAACAACAACAUCUCCAAUUUUAAAAGGGUGUACACACUUAUGCAACCAGAUUAUUGUAACUUUUUUAUUGUUUCCCUAAAAUAUUUCUGAUUGUUAUAGGUUGUAAUUUCACGUUGAGGGUGGGAAAAGUUCUGACAUGAUUUAUCUUGGUUUCUAUUUUUACAUCACAAAAACCUGCCAUUUUAACAGGUGUGUAGACAUUUUAUAUUCAUUGUAACUGAGUUCCAGUGAAAACGGUAAACAUAAACAGUUGUUAAAUCUUGAUUAGUGGGUUGUCCAGGUGUUGAGAUGUUGUGCAAUGACUUAAGCAAUAAAAACCACUGACAGAAUAACACUUGCUUCUUUGGCUAGCACUUCACACUAAUGUACUUGCGUUAGCUGUGGCACUAAAGCUAUAAAAGGCAUCUAUGUUUUCCCAACCAUUAUCAAGCAAUAAUCCUUCACGUAUAUACUUUCAGAUCAGAGGUUCUUAACCUUUUCAUAACAACUGGCACAGCAGUACAGCUGCAGUCCUGCAGACCAGGCCCCAACCUGGCAUGGACUUUUGUCAUCUUGGGCAAAUGAAGCACCAGCUUUGUCUGCUGUAAUCACAUGUUCAAAUAAAUAAUGUAGAACAUAAUCUAUUUUACAUUAAAUAUAGUUAAAUAACUAAAUAUUACUUUCAGUUCAUCCUAGUUAGCUAGGUAAUGAAUUGGUGUAUUGUUUCUAGUACAGUGCUCUGCAAAAGUAUUCACCCCCACCUUAAACUACACCUUAACUUCCAUUUUUCCAAUUUGUUUGCUGCAUAAGUAUUCACUCCUCUGGGUCAGUGCUUGGUAGAGCCACCUUUGGAUCCUGUUAUUUUUCCCAUUCUUCUUGACAAAAUUGCGCAAGCUUUGUCAGAUUGGAUGGAGACUGUUGGUGAACAGCAAUUUUCAAGUCUUGCCACAGAUUCUCAAUUGGAUUGAGGUCUGGGCAUUUACUGAGCUCUUCUAACAUAUUCACAUCCUUGGUUUUGAACCACUUCAUUGUAGCUUUAGUAAUAUGGUUAGGGCUGUUGCAGACUGGAACAGGAUUUCUUCUAGGAUUGUCCUGUAUUUGUAUCCAUCCAUCUAGCCCUCAAUCCUGACCAGUUUCCCAGACCAUGCUGACGAAAAACAUCCCCACAACAUGAUGCUACCACCACCAUGCUUCACUAGGGAUGAUGAGCAGUGUUGUGUUUUUUUCAAAUGUAGCACUUUAUGCCAAGGCCAGAAUGUUCAGUUUUUGUCUCAUCAGACACAGAGAACCUUUUUCUACAUGAGUCUCCAACUUGACUUUUGGCAAACUCCAAAUGGUUUUCUUUUCACCAUUUAUCCCAUCUGAGCUGUGGAUCGCUCAACUCCUUCAGAUUUACCCUUGACCUCUUUGCUGCUUCUUUGUCUAAUGCCCUCCUUUACCUGUUCUCUGACCUUUUGUGGAUGGCCUCCUCUAGGCAGAGUCGCAGUUGUGCUUUUUCAUUUUUGUGUGGGUUUUUUUUUUUUUUUUUUCUUCAUUUUAAUAAUAGAUUUAAUUGUGUUCCUUGGGAUAUUUUCUAUAACCAAACCCCGACUGAUACUUUUACAGAAUUUUGUCCUGGACUUUUGAUAGCUCCUUUGUCUUCCUGAUGCUGUUUGUUUAGCUAUGUUCUCUAACAAAACUCUGGGAUCUUUGAGGAAUAGUUGUAUUUACAUUGAGAGCAUGUGACGCUUUAAUUGCACACAGGUGCACUACAUUCAAAUAAUUAUGUGACAAUAAAAAGGCAGUAAAAAUGUUCAGCAACAAAACAUUAAUCAGCAUUGGUGAUCAUAAAACAGGUCAUUACAAGGAACAAUGUUUCAUUGAGCUAACACUGAUUAGGAAAAAAGAGCUGCCAAGGCAAUAAAUAUCACUCAACAGUGAACACGUAUGACAGUGAGAAGCCCAAAUCUGAUGGCCUUUAAUCCUGAAAUGGUCUUUAAAUCUGAAAUGAUUUAUUGUGUUUCACAAAAUUAAUUAGAAAGUGUAUUGUGUAAUGCAAUAACACUGUUUUAGAAAAUGACUUUGAUCUUCCCUGAUCUUGCUGUGCCUGGGUGUGAAAAACACACAACCUCAUUAUCACAUGGAGGAAAAAUAUAAAACAUCGAAAAGAUUAAAUAAAAGAAAUAACUUGAAUAAAUAUAUACAGCAACAAAUAAUAAUAAUAAACAACUGAGCAAAUACAGAAAUUACAUCAAAUAUAACCUGAAGACACUACAACUAAUUUUGUGAAUUUUCGUAUUUUUAUUUAUUUUAUUUAUACAAAUUUUAAAUUAUUUAUUGACCAAUUCCAUCAUUCAUUCUAUUGUGAUAUGCAAUACAAAUGAAAUUGAUGAAUUUCAUGAAAAGCUGAAAUUUAGAAAAGCAUGCCAUUCAUGUGAUUGGGGCUGUAUCCCAAAUACGGGGCUGUUGGAUAGAGGUUUUGAUUGGAAUUUGAUUUGAUUAGAGUUCUUUCUAACAAGUAAUAAUUAUAGAGAAAGCUUAAAAGGAUCUCAUACAGUGUACAAAAAGAUGAGUGCAAAAACAUGUUCUUUGGGAUGAACUGGAACGCUGAUGGCACCCCAGGCCUCCUCGCCCAACAUCAGUACCUGACCUCACUAAUGCUCUUGUCGCUGAAUGAACACAAAUCCCCACCGCCAUGCUCCAAAAUCUAGUGGAAAGCCUUCCCAGAAGAGUGGAGUUUAUUGUAACAGCAAAGGGGACUAAAUCUGGAAUGGGAUGUUCAACAAGCACAUUUGGGUGUGAUGGUCAGGUGUCCACAAACUUUUGGCCAUACAAUAUAAAUUGUAUUUAUAGCAGCAGGACAUUUAGUGUGUUAGGUUUCACAGCUUUAAGUUAACUUAAAGUUAAAACAAUGAUAAAGUAGACUGUCAAGAUAUUAAUAAUGGGAAAAUAAUUGAUAUUGGGUCAUACGUUUUCCAUAUCUGUUCUAACUCGUCCAGUUGUCAUUAACAAGCUUCUUCAAAUCAGGUCUGGAGACAAAACUUCCUUUCAUACUAUGUUUUUGUUGGUUUUAUUUUGAAUUUUUAGCUUCUUGGAACAUUUGGGGACAUUUUUUUUUAAAAUAUGGCAUUCAUUGCUGUUAUUCAUUAACAAAUGGGAAGGGUUACCUAAUGCAUGUAAAUCCCAUCCAGCCUUGUUGCUCCUAACUAUGAGGACUCUGUUUUCUCAGAUCUUCUGCCAAAAGCAUUCAUGACCUUUAAUGAACUGUCUGAGGUUGUUCUUAAUGUUAUAAAAGAAGAGUGUGUAUAGAUUGUACUGUAUGGACAUUGUGCUUUGAAGUAGGUGAUUUACUGGAGUUAGACAAAUUCAGUUGGAUUUAGUUUGGCUUCUCUUUUACAGAUGCAUAGAAAGCCUGGACUGAGAAACAGUUUCAGCCUGAAUAUUGCACUUUUCUCCCAUCUUUUUUAAUAACUGGAAUAUCAGGUUGGGUUGAAAAGGUUACACAAGCUAAAUGCUCUCAUUGUUUCUUUUUUUACUUGUGUUUCUUUAUACAACAUGGCUCUGUACCAAAUAUUCAAAUCAGUGUUCUUUUACGGAAUAGAACAUGAGAGGGAGUGUGUUCUCGCAAAUAGCUUCACAGCUGUGAUUUGAUCGCAGACACGAGCCAAAGGCGAGCUUGAUCUCGAGUGUUGUAUUGUUUUGAUGUAACAGUGUAUAAAGUAAGAGGUUGCCCGAGGUGAUGUGGAAGUUAGUUGAUUAUUUUCAGACGACAGCACGUCCCAGUAUUUUAUUCCUCUUAUAGCGUAGCAGUCGAACCAACACUAACAAUUUUUAUUUAUUAAAGAAUGACGCGUCAUACUUUUUAAUGUUGUUGAACGUCCAGGAAACAAGUUAGUUCCUGUUAUCACUUAGAACAGUCAUUUCCUCAUCAUCAUCUGUUUUUUUUUCUCUCUCUUGACGUUAACAUGAUGGAAAAAAAUGAAGCUUUACCUCUGACUGGUACAAAGCUCUGACACUGGAGACUCCUUCCAUAACAAACAUCUGUUUAACUGGAUCAUUUACUAUAUACUGUAAGUCCUUGUGUAAUUUGUGCAGGCAGCACUACUGUCAGAACGGUGGUUAUAGAGAAUUAAUCAACCAAUCAAAAUCGAGAAUUCAAAAGCGCUUGUUAUAUUAUGGUAAAUAAUUGUUAAUAAUGGUGUUUGGUGAUUUUUAUAUGAGUACUUAUCACUAUAAAGGGGUCCAGUGGUUUAACAGGUAAACUGAAUAUGCAUUUGGUGGUUUAAAGAACGCUGAUGGUCUCUGAUUCUCAGUUUUUGUAAAUAAUUAAUGGGUUAAUGGCAUUUUAAUGGACUGCUGUGAUAAGCACAUCUGUGAAAAUCCUGCAUAUUGGCAAGUAAACAAAGAAGUGUUGAUAUGCAUCUAGACAGAUCUGGCAAGUACUCCAUUAACAAUAUAAGUAUAUGCAAAACAAAUAAAAAUAUUGUUAAUUACAAAUUGAAUAUAUCCUGGAACUGUAAAUGUCCACAUGAAAUCAUCAUGAGUCAUUAAGACCAGUUAUAAAAUAAAGUGAUAAGUUUCAGCAGAGCUGUCAAUCACUGGUGCUUAAGAUACAAACAAGAUCACAAAUAAAAAAAAAAAAAAAAACAUCGGAGAAGAAGGCAAAAGAUUGUGUGAAUUUUCAAAGAAAUAUGUAAGUCAAAGCCAUGUACAGCAAUAGGAACUCCAGAAAACUGGCCCAAGUGGGCGAUUAGGAGAUUAACAUGUCAGGGAUUAAGCCUCCCAUCUCAGAUUCUGUAAAGCUUUCAUUCCGAGGGGUCACCUUGGGCCCCGAGUCCCUUGAAUUGUCCCCACCUAUCCCCUUUUUACAGCACCUCUGGUCAAAACAUUAAGGAAAUCUGCUCUAAUGGAACUAAAGAUACUAAAAUAAGUGCAAUUAUUAAGGGUUAUUAUAUGAAUGA
Molecule: messenger RNA, 15138 nt
Organism: Pangasianodon hypophthalmus (striped catfish)
Lineage: Eukaryota; Metazoa; Chordata; Actinopteri; Siluriformes; Pangasiidae
Gene: chst10
Product: carbohydrate sulfotransferase 10
Exons: 6
Coding region: 1508-2743 (411 amino acids)
Biological process (GO): proteoglycan biosynthetic process; carbohydrate biosynthetic process
Cellular component (GO): membrane
Molecular function (GO): sulfotransferase activity
Source: RefSeq, a predicted model, not a curated record